Molecule: messenger RNA, 2466 nt
Organism: Malassezia pachydermatis
Lineage: Eukaryota; Fungi; Basidiomycota; Malasseziomycetes; Malasseziales; Malasseziaceae
Product: anaphase-promoting complex component
Exons: 2
Coding region: 1-2466 (821 amino acids)
Biological process (GO): positive regulation of mitotic metaphase/anaphase transition; anaphase-promoting complex-dependent catabolic process; protein K11-linked ubiquitination
Cellular component (GO): anaphase-promoting complex; nuclear periphery
Source: RefSeq, a predicted model, not a curated record
AUGCAAGUCCCAUUGCCGCGCGAAGCGCACAUCCUGACGUCCGCCUGCAAUCCAUGCAUGGACCUCUUGGCCCUUGUCUCGCACGAUGAGGCCCCUGCCCCUGCAGCGAGUGGACCGCCUGGCCUGACGCCAGCGCAGAUCGCGAUGCGGCAGCGUAUGCUGGCCAUGCAAGCGCGUCGUAUGGGCGUCGCGAACCCUAUGGCGCCAGGCGCAGGACGUGAUGCUUCCUCGCUACGCCGUGGCUCUUCGCUACGGAUGGUCGUAUGGCGUAUGAGCGACACACCCAGCCGCGUAUGGGACGUCGUCUUGGAGCCUGUGCCUACGGCGUCGUCCGACGAACGUCGUAGCGGAUGGGAAUCGAUGUCCGUGCUGAGCUUAGUAUGGAGUCCUGAUGGUGAACGACUCGCUGUUCGUUUGGGCGUGUCACAGACGUGGGACACGACCACGACACAUACGCAUGUCCUUCGUGUGUUUUCUGUGUACGAUGGGACCCUGCUGUAUACCCAUACAUCGCCUACAACGACGUCGCCAUGGCAUGCCACUCUGUACUGGGUCCCUGUCCCUGAACCAACUGUGCCAUCACAAGCGGCUUCCAUGCUGAGGCAUUUGCAACCGCUCGAUGCGCCGACCGAUCUCAGUGACGACAAGCCUGGGUGGGUCGGCUCUGUCCACGCCCGCUCGCGGCCUACAGCGCCACCGCCCAGUGCCAACGUACCCAAAGGCACCGGUGUCCUAGCACAGCUUCCGUCCUUGGCGUCCGGCACGUCGCAUGCGUCCCUCCUGCUCUGUGCUGAUGCAGGCGGGCAGCUCUCGUUCUGGCUCGAUGGCACUGUCCCGAUCGGCCCUGUAUCGCUGCCCACCAACGCUGAGAUUCUAUCGAUCGUAUCUGACUGUCAUACCGCCUCGGUGCUACUUCAAGACGAGCAGACCUGGCAGAGUGCGCACAUCCCCCUUCCUCUCUCGACGCCGCUGUGGCACAUCGCGAAGCUCAGUACGGACCUGCGUACCUACCUGACGCACAUCCUUGAUGCUACGUUUUAUGCAGCGCGAGCAUGGAUCUCCAUGGUGCGGCCACGCGCUGUCGAAUGGCAGGCUCACUGGGACGAUCUCGCCAAGCGGCAUGGCGUGGAUAUCGUGCUGGAAUGGAUGGCGCUCAUUAUGACAGGGCGGGCGUCGCCAGCGUGCGAACAGCUCCUUGCCCAGCUGACGGAAGGCACGACACUGGCCAUGGAGACCGAUGCUAAGCGUGGACUUAAGCAUAUUCGCCGCCUCAUGGCGACGCAUGUCGUCCCGGCCUGCGAGCGUCUCUUGAUAUUGCUGACCGAGCUGCAGGGGUGUGCCCAGUGGCGGGCCUCGUACCCCAUGGCAGCACUGGACGAUGUAGUACCACUGCUGCGUCAGACACAAACAUGCCAUGCUGUGGCCAUGGCCCUGCAAGAAGACGUCGAGCGCGAAUGGCUGGCUUUGGAUGAGUACUACCAGUGGUGGCGUAUGGAGCAGGAUCGGCAGGAGCGCAGGAAACUAGGUGAGGACGUACCGCGUGUGCUCACAUACCAUGAUACCCUGACUGUGCUAGAGUAUGUCCAGCGCGGCUUCCUUUCGCCGAGCCUGGAUGCUAUGCUCGGCGCGCCCACCACUCCAGCGCAUGCGCCUGACGCAGAUACCUCGGACGAUAGCCAUGCGCUCACAGCGCCUCUCUGGACGACGCCCGCCGUGGUGUACGAGACAGCGGCACCGUCCAAGCCGCCCACCAAGGUGGCCUCCGCCUUGGCCUCGGCCCUGGCCUGGGUCGACCAAGCGCCGAGGGCCCCUGCCACGGCCACCACAGCGCAAUGGCAGGGGGUCUUCCAUGUACCUACACUGUUUGCCGGGCCCGCGCAUACCUAUGCGCCUCGGACACUCCCUGGCGAUGCCCAGACGCUCGUGACACGGGCCGAAAAGCUGUGUACCGAUACUGCGCGUGUGCUUGUGUCGGCCCUUCAUCAGGCAGGGUCCCCUGCUCCGACCCUCCACACGGCCUGGGAGCGCCCCACGUCUGUGCUGUGCCGCGACGAAGCGGUACGCUCUGUGCCUGCCGAGGCACCUGCGACGAUCCCGACACACGUCCCUCGGCCUGUCGUCCGAGCCGUAGUGCACCAUGAGCAGCACGUGCAUACCUAUGCUACGCACGAUACCCUGGUGACGCUGUCCCUUCCUCCGUUGACGACAGCCUCCGCGGACGUCCCGCGCGAGACACAUCCUGCGCACGGCGAGGUGCUGGAUUUCGCGGUGACGCCCCAUGAUCUGCACGUCCUGUCCACCACCUCCCACUCCACGCAACUACGCUCUGUCGCGUGGUCACACACCGAUACCAAAGGACCGCCCGCCAAGCCGGUGGACCUGCAGGAUGGCACGCUCUUGGCCGUAUUCCAGCAUGGCCUGCGCGUCGUAGCCCACCGCGAUCGGCGAGCCCUCACAGUCCUGUAG